AUGCCGUGCCUGAAUCUGUCGACUAACGUGAGCCUGGAGGGCGUUGACACCUCCUCCAUCCUCUCUGAAGCCACUUCCACUGUAGCCAAACUCAUCGGCAAACCGGAAGCCUAUGUGAUGAUCGUAUUGAAGGGAUCUGUACCAUUAGCCUUUGGCGGAACAGAGCAGCCUGCUGCGUAUGGAGAGUUGGUGUCCAUUGGAGGACUUAACCCUGAUGUCAACAAGAAGCUGAGUGCUGCUAUUGCCAACAUACUUGAAACUAAGUUGUCUGUCCCCAAAUCAAGACUCUACCUCAAAUUCUAUGACACUAAGGGUUCCAACUUUGGGUGGAAUGGAUCGACCUUCUAG
Molecule: messenger RNA, 348 nt
Organism: Fraxinus pennsylvanica
Lineage: Eukaryota; Viridiplantae; Streptophyta; Magnoliopsida; Lamiales; Oleaceae
Source: the annotation of a GenBank genome assembly